Molecule: messenger RNA, 6538 nt
Organism: Physeter macrocephalus (sperm whale)
Lineage: Eukaryota; Metazoa; Chordata; Mammalia; Artiodactyla; Physeteridae
Gene: HK2
Product: hexokinase 2
Exons: 3
Coding region: 5929-6366 (145 amino acids)
Biological process (GO): glucose 6-phosphate metabolic process; glycolytic process; intracellular glucose homeostasis
Cellular component (GO): mitochondrion; cytosol
Molecular function (GO): D-glucose binding; fructokinase activity; glucokinase activity
Source: RefSeq, a predicted model, not a curated record
UAUUGUUUCUGACAAUAGAGUAAGGGAUCUGGGUGAUCCAGAUUCUAGUGUCAACUCUGUGACCUUAGUCAAGGCUGUUACCUUGACCUCAGUUUCUCUGAGGUUCCUUUCUGGCUCUCACCUCCAGACUUUCCUUUCUGGGCUUCCUCAUACCAGGCUGGGGCUGUGUCUGCCACACCUGAGCCACUGCACACUUUGAAGUGGAGCCUCUACAAGGGUGAUCUUCUGCUUCCUCCAUUCCUUGCAUCAUUGCUAUGACACAGUUUCCCCUCUUUAGUGCUAGUCUGGAGGAAACUGUGGGCACUUGAGAUGGGGUUUCCGUUUGGGGUGUUAUCUUAUUUCAUAAAUGGUAUGGGGUUAAUUUUGUUGUUGAACAUAUGUUCGUGUGCCCGACAAACGGUGGGGCCAAAUACACCAAAAUGUUGGAGUUUGGAGCAGAGAAAGGUUUGUUGCAAGGGCCAUGCAGGGAAAAUGGGUGGAUUGUGCUUAAAAGACUUGAACUCCCUUGAAUGUUUUCAGGGAAGAGUUUUUAUAGGCAAAUUUUGGGGUGAGGGAUGCAAGGUGUGUGACUUUCUUCUGAUUGGUUGGUGGUGAGGUAACUGGGCGGUGCUCCAGGAAUCUUGUGCUGAGACUGAAGUUCCCAUCCUCCAUCUGGAUGGGGACCUUAGUUCUUGCAGAAGAACUCAGAGAUAAUUGCUAUGUGUAUCCCUUGAGGAGGAACCAGGACUCUGCUUUAUCGCUGCACUAUUGUUCCUUGACUGCUUCUCCUUUGUUUCUGCAUUCCCUCCCUUCCCUAGUUAGUAACUGUUUGAAUCUGCCCUUUAGAACUCUUCGAAAGUCUAGGAGGCUGAAGCCUUUUUCCCACAAAUAUGAACCAGGACUCGGAAAAGCUUUUGUACCCGGGAAGGCCCUAAAGGGUCCUGCUUGUUUUCAGUUUCUCUUUAGAACUUCUCCUGCCUGUACCCACAGUUCUGUAGAGGAGGCAGGCAUGGACUGGUAUGUUAUGGGAAGAAAGAAAUUGACCAGAAUUGCCCAGUGAGGAAGUUCUAAUCUCAAGAUUGCUAAAUAGAUGUAUCUAAAACUACUAUCUCUCUUUUGUCCCUUGUCUCUGGGUAGGCAAGUGGCCUUCCCAUACCUCAGCCAGGCUUUGCUUCUGGCCAGCCUCUGUUUCCCCAGCCUGGAAUGCACCCUCCUUUCCUUCUUUAUUCCUGAUAGAGAUUUAAAGAGGAGCAGCCCAGUGUGAUAGGCCACACACCCACCGCAGAAAGAGAAGGAGCAAUUUGGGGAACCAGCCCCUGUUUUGCUAACCCCAAUAUGACUAAAUAGGGUUAAGAAAUGUCCUCGAUCCUCUGAGGGUGCCACUUGGCAGAGAUGAGUCCGGGAGAAGAAGAGGAAAACGGGUAGAAAAAAAGGUUAGAUAGAUAGAGAGCUUUACAUACAUCACCUCAUUUAUGCCAGUGACUCUGUUGUGAGCGCUAGUCCUCCCAUUUUAGAGGGAGGAAACUGGGACUCAGACACCUGUACAAAUGCUAGAGCCAGGAUUUGAACACUGAUUUUUCUGAUGCCACAGACUGUACUUCACCACAACCAGCUACUAAAUAAGGGUUGGCUUGAAUGUUUCUACUUUGAUAGUUUCCAACAACUGAAAUUUGUUUCCAACAAGUACAGGGUUUGUCUCUCCAACUCCCAGCACCCAGGAUCAACACAGGAUUAUUUCACACUUUAGCCUAAUGUCUUAAGUAAUGACUUUCAAAGAUCCCAGGCAGAAAGUGGUAAAAAUGACCUUGAGCAGUGUUGACCAGAACAUAGCCCAUCAUUAUUACAUUAUUGACAUGGUGGAUACCAGCCAAAGGAGAGGGGGAGAUGUUUGAGCACCCAGACAGACCUAAAGGUGUCAGUUUGAUUAGUCUGGAAUAGCUCUUUGGAAUUCUUAAUGUGUCAUUCUAAUGUGCAGCCAAGUUUGGGAACUAUUAUCCCAAGUGGCAGAAUAGAGAAUAGAUGGAAAUUAUCAGAAAGUAGAUUUAUCUCAGAUUGAGGAAAAGCUUUCUAAUAACUAGAGCUGACCAACAGUAGAAGCUAAACAACUUUGAGAAGUGGUGAGCCUGUCAUGCUUGGAAGCAUUCAAACCUAGGCCUGAUGACUAUUGGGGUGAGAGGGACAAACUAGAUAAACUCAAAUGCUAUGUUCAAUGGGAUUUUGAACUCACAUUACCCCAAGAUCCCUUCUAAGAGUUAGUAUUUUUUAGCCAUAGUCUUACUAUGCUGUUUACAUUUGGUAACAUUAAUGACAUUCUCCCAUGACUUUGCGCCUUCCUUGUGCUCCCUCCCUCUGGCUGCACUGUGAGUGAAAGUUGGCAGGAUUAUGCCAAGUGCAUUUCCUUCCUUCCCAAUCCUGGAAAAAGGUCUUUGUAUGGAGACUGCUUCUUGUUUCUGACUUCUGCUUCCCUUGGCUACCCUUCACUCAGCACAGCAGUGCUGACCAAGGCUAGGUGGGCCUCAGUGGUGUGUUUAGGAAACUGUAACAUCAGGUGAUUAAUCAUCCCUCCCUGAGUGGCCCUAAGAAACUCACGGAGGAUACAUCAUCAUGCCCAUCAUCAUGGCCCAAAGAGAAGAAUUUUGGGGCAAAGUGCUAUAGUUGCAUUUUUCAUAGCUGUCCCAUAUCCUUUCUCUUAGUCUCAUCUGAUGGAGAGGAAAUCAAAGCACUGAGGUCAUCCAAGAAACUACAGGGCAGAGAGUGCCCUCCCGCACUAAGGGGGUCCACAGGAAAGGGGACGGUGGUGGUCCUAAGGGCCUGGCUUUCGAGCCAGAUACCUCAGUUUGAAUCCUAGUUCUGCCCCUCACCAAGUGACCUGUAAAACAGGGAUGUAGAAGUAUUACAAAAGAACAAUGGAAGUCAAGUCAGUUAAACCCAUAGGAUGGUUUCUGGCAGGUAAGAAAUGCUUGGUAAAUGUUUAGCUACUGUAACGCUCAUCAUCAUCAUCGUUUUUGUCUGUCACUGAACACUGAAAGAUGAUUAUAAUCUCCUGGGUAAAGGGCAACAUGAUUUGAGUAAAGUCUGACUGUUUAACUUGUUAGGUUCUUUGAGAGUUAAGACUGGAUUUCCAACAAGCCUUGUAGCAGUUCAAACAUCAAAGUUAAAUUAAGCAUGGCCGCUGUAGAAUUAUGGACAUUCCACAUUUGCUCUUUUGUGCACGUGACCUCACACUCCAAGAAGUGACAGUGCAGCCUCUUAACAAGGCAGUACAGGCUUUGCUUUCCCACACAGGAACUCUCUUGCUUCCUUUGCAACAUCCGGAGACAUCCAUGGAGGUGGGGGUGGGUGGCAGUGAGGCCUCUGGACCUCUCUUCUCUUUGGGAAAGUAGUAAUGUGGGAGCUCCAACUUAGUCAUGUGUCAAACUCAUGAUAAUGUCCAGAGAUAUGUCUGCUGCCUUCUGACCUGCUAGGGCAGCCCCAUGGGCCAUGCCCUCCACUGUUUGCCCUUCAUAUCUGUGUGGUGGGAUGACUGGAAUAGAAGAUGGCCUUUUAGUGGACAUGGCCAGCCUGAAUGUACUUUAGUGCCAUUUGGCCUGUAUAGACCCUGCUGUUCAGCAGAGAGGGGCGUUCAUCAAGCAGAGCAGACAAGAGCACAGAUGAGCUGGGCUGCCCUGUCCAGUCCUGGCUUAGCUUUUUGCACCUGUGUGAUUUUGGGCAUGUUGCCUUUCCCUUUUGGUAGAAUGGAGGAGAUAACACUACCUACCUCACAGGGCUGUUAUGAGGAUUAAAUGAGUUAAUGGGUAUAAAACCUUGAAAACAGGUUUUGCUGAAGGGUUUGCUGUUAUUACUAUUGCCUCUGAGGGCAUCUCAGGCUGUACCUGGGCGCGGCUUGGCAUUGGCCUCUGGUCUGGUGGCUGGGACUUUGUAUGCUAGCACUGAGAUGUGGAAGCCAUAAUGUAGUGUUCCUGGGCCAGCCCAGGCGUCAUUGGGUUUGGAACAGGAGGCCUCUGGGGUGAUUUAAAUUGCCUUGGGCUCAGAGUCUCCAGCGAUUUGUCUCCCACUGCACCAAUAGGGAGAGAGCUUGUCUGAGGCUGUAUGCUUUUUCCUCCUGGGAGCCUCAAAUGUCAUUGUGGGGGUGGCCAGCCUCCUCAGGAGCACCCUGGCUCCCCAGGAUUGUAGGGAGCCCAGAUCAGUGACCCAGCUUGGGGUGAGGGCUGGUGCCCCACAGCCCUAGGAGGCUGAGGCAGACAGCGGACUCAAGGCAAUCGAGGUGCCAGGAGCCUGAAAUCAGAAAGCAGAAUGGAUGGUUGGAGUCAUCCUGGUUUAGACCAAUGGAGUUAGAUGUCUGCUGUAGCUCUUUAAUAAAGGCUGGCAGCAAGGGAAUUUGGGAAAAUCCUCACUUCUGCAAAUUUAAAACCCUGCAUGACAAGCUGUGGUAGUGGUCAUCGGCCAAGCUUUGCCCUUGGGAAUCCUGGAGUUUUGAAGCUGGGAAGACCAGGGUCCCUUCUGGUCCCCCAGUCUGCUGAUGAGGCUGGGAGUACCAGGACCACCACCCUCAUACCUUGAGGGCACAGCUAUGACCUGGUCCAAGGGUCCUGAUUCUACUCCUACCCUUUGUGGCCAGCAGCCUUACCUGUCCUGGACACUGCUGCUGAGAACAGGGAUAUUGUGGAAACUUGUGCGCCUCCUUGGAUGGAUUUCUAUCAGACCUUUUCCUGAUAGGAGAAAACUGGGACUAUCCAUAGCUGGGGCAGAUGAGAGCUUUCAAGAAGCAGACUGUCUGAGGGGGACUCCUGUUGUUUUUCUUUCUCCUGGUGUUAAAUCUGGGAAAAGUUCUUGUAAAUUUAUGUUGGAAGCAAGGUAAAUGAAAUGACUAGGGAGAGCUGCCUCUGCCUCUGAGGAUAGGGGAGCUUGCUUUACCACGUGUAUCGAGCCUCUAUUAAUGUGUCAGGCAGUGUGCUAGGCUCCAGGGGUGCAAGGGUGAACAAAUAGUCAUGGUUCUUCUUGCCCUUGGUGCUUAUAAUUUGGACACUAAUAAAUAUGUAUUUCCAAAUUGGGGAUGGUGUUGUGAAGGGAAAAGUCUGAGUUUGCAGAAAAAACAGUGAAGCCUGAUUGUUUUAUUAGGCAGAGUAGAGAAGGCGCCUGAUUGUUUUAUUAGGGAGUGUAGAGAAGGCCUCCAUGCAGAGAGGCCCGAAGGAUUGGUAAGGGAUCCGCAGAUGAAGAGCAGGGUGAGUUGCUGUGGGGCCUGCAUGAACAGUCUUCUAGGCAGGGAAGGGCAAGUUGGGUGAGUUGGGGGACUGAACCAAGGCUGAUCUGCACAAGGAGUGCAGAGGCACACAGUAAGAUGGGGAGUGGGAGAGGCCAGGCUAUAUAGGUAGGGCCUUGGAAGGAUUUAGGGUUUGGUGCCAAUGGGAAGUCACUGAAAGGUUUUAAGUAGGGGAAUAGUAGUCUGUCUGGGGAUGGAAAAUGGAUGGAAGAGGUAAAAGUAUUGUAGAAUCGGGGAUUUUAUUAGUCCAGGCAAGAGGCUAUGGCUGCUUGGCCUGUGGUGAGGGGUAAUAGCGUUGGCAUGACUGGCCUUAUGAGUGUGGGGGAGGACAAGAGAUGAAGGCCAGUAAUGAACCCCAGCUCCAGGGAUGUUGUCAUAGGCAUUUAAGCUCAACAUUUCUGAAAAGAACUCUUCUUUUCCCUAACUGGCCUUUCCCCUGGUCUUUAACAUUCUCCAGAAAUAAAAUUUAAUUUUAAUUUUUAGUUUAGUUUUUUUUUUUUUUAAAGACAAAGUCCUGUCAUAGAGUCUGGUUAAAUGGUCUUUAAUAAUAACCUUCUGUACAUAACAGAUUUUAUCCAUUUGAGGAGCUGAGUGAUGUUCCAUGAUGUAGAUGCAUACCAUAAUUCAUUUAACAUAUAGGUUGCUACUCUCAUUUUCCUCUCUUUCAGGUUGACCAGUAUCUCUACCACAUGCGUCUUUCUGAUGAGACCCUUCUGGAGAUUGCUAAGCGGUUCCGCAAGGAGAUGGAGAAAGGGCUUGGAGUUACCACCCACCCCACUGCUUCAGUAAAAAUGCUGCCUACCUUUGUGAGGUCUACUCCAGAUGGGACAGAACAUGGAGAAUUCCUGGCUCUGGACCUUGGAGGGACCAACUUCCGUGUGCUUUGGGUGAAAGUAACAGACAAUGGACUCCAGAAGGUUGAGAUGGAGAACCAGAUCUACGCCAUUCCCGAGGACAUCAUGCGAGGCAGUGGCACCCAGAAGAGGUUUUACACAGAAGAAUGGGAGCCUGUUGAAAAAACACUAAAAUCCAGCUUCUGGGCGUCUGUUCUACCAGGCACUACAGUGGGCUCCGUGUGCUUCCACACUGGACCCAAAUCAUGCUUAGUCACUCCCAUAUCUCUGUGACCUCUAGAGUCACAUUUUGUACUCGGCACAUACAAUAAAAAGAGUGGAUGGAGAAGAAAUGUGAAAUCUAAGUAAGAGUUGUCUCAGUAAUAGCUAGAAGAGAGCGAGCAAGGAUGGAGUUGCUGUCAUGAUAGUGUCCAAACAUGUGUUGAGCAUCUACUGGACACUGGGC